CACAGUGGUGGGGGGCGACGACUAGGGGACCGGAAUGUCGCCGACUGGGCGCUCACGUGGGCACGUGGGCGAGGAGAGGGCCGGCUGUGCAUCCGGCGUGGGCGGCCGAGAGCGACCUCGCCCCUCCCGCCGGGUCCCCAAGCCCGCCCCCUGCGGCUCGGCCUGGGUCACCUCGGUCUCGGGCUCCGAGGCGGUCGCGCCGAGCCAGUCCCCGACUCCGCUCGCCCUUCCUGGCCCCGCCCCUCGCGGCUCCCCGCCGCCCGCCCGCAGCCCGCCCCCCGCCCGCCCCCGGCUCCCGCCCCCGGCUCUGCCCACGCCCUCCCCCCGCCCGGCAGCCUGCGCAGCGCUGGGCCUCGCUCCCGUGCGUCCUGCGGGGGCGGAGGCGCGGAGAGGCGGCAGGCGCAGCCGGCGAGUGGGGGGCAGAGGCGCAGACAGGCGCCGAGCAAGGAGUCGCCGAAGGAGGGACGGAACCCCGACCGCGGCGGACACGGCCUCGCGCAGCGGGCGCCGAGCGCUGGGCACCGGUAGGGGCGGCCGCGGUGGUCCCGAGCUGUCCAUGCACAGAGAGUCCGCCCCCGUCGCCGAGCAGCCGCCGGGCGGAGGAGACAGCGCCCGCCGGACCCCGCAGCCCAGACUCAAGCCAAGUGCCCGAACCAUGGCACUGCCUCGGACACUGGGGGAGCUACAGCUGUACAGGGUCCUGCAGCGUGCCAACCUCCUCUCCUACUAUGAGACCUUCAUCCAGCAGGGAGGGGACGACGUGCAGCAGCUGUGUGAGGCAGGGGAGGAGGAGUUCCUAGAGAUCAUGGCCCUCGUGGGCAUGGCCACCAAGCCUCUCCAUGUCCGACGCUUGCAGAAGGCACUGAGAGAGUGGGCCACCAACCCAGGGCUCUUUAGCCAGCCAGUGCCUGCGGUGCCAGUCUCCAGUAUCCCACUCUUCAAGAUCUCUGAGACUGCGGGCACCCGCAAGGGGAGCAUGAGCAAUGGGCAUGGCAGCCCUGGGGAAAAGGCAGGCAGUGCCCACAGUUUUAGCCCUAAGAGCCCCCUUGAACUUGGAGAAAAACUGUCACCACUGCCUGGGGGUCCUGGGGCAGGGGAUCCUCGGAUCUGGCCAGGCCGGAGUACUCCAGAAUCUGACGUUGGGGCAGGCGGAGAAGAAGAGGCUGGCUCACCUCCCUUCUCCCCACCUGCAGGGGGGGGAGUCCCUGAGGGGGCUGGAGCUGGGGGACUGGCAACAGGUGGAACUGGGGGUAGCCCAGAUCGACUGGAGCCAGAAAUGGUCCGCAUGGUGGUGGAGAGUGUGGAAAGGAUCUUUCGGAGCUUCCCAAGGGGCGAUGCUGGAGAGGUAACAUCCCUGCUGAAGUUGAACAAGAAGCUGGCGCGGAGUGUGGGCCACAUCUUUGAGAUGGACGAUAACGACAGCCAGAAGGAAGAGGAGAUCCGCAAAUACAGCAUCAUCUAUGGGCGCUUUGAUUCCAAGCGGCGGGAGGGCAAGCAGCUUAGCCUGCAUGAGCUGACCAUCAACGAGGCUGCGGCCCAGUUCUGCAUGAGGGACAACACACUUUUACUGCGGAGGGUAGAGCUCUUCUCACUGUCUCGUCAGGUGGCUAGAGAGAGCACCUACUUGUCAUCUUUGAAGGGCUCCAGGCUGCAUCCUGAAGAACUGGCAGGUCCCCCACUGAAGAAACUGAAGCAGGAGGUUGGGGAGCAGAGUCACUCUGAUGUCCAGCAGUCUGCCCCAGGCCCUGAGUCUUAUGCAGUCCCUUACCGACCCAGCCUGGAAGAAGACAGUGCCAGCCUAUCGGGGGAGAGUCUGGACGGACACUUGCAGGCUGUGGGGUCAUGCCCAAGGCUGACGCCGCCCCCUGCUGACCUGCCUCUGGCAUUGCCAGCCCAUGGGCUGUGGAGCCGCCACAUCCUGCAGCAGACACUGAUGGAUGAGGGGCUGCGGCUCGCCCGCCUCGUCUCCCAUGACCGCGUGGGCCGCCUCAGCCCCUGUGUGCCUGCGAAGCCACCUCUCGCAGAAUUCGAAGAAGGUCUGCUGGACCGGUGCCCAGCCCCAGGACCCCAUCCGGCGCUGGUAGAAGGUCGCAGGAGCAGCGUGAAAGUGGAGGCUGAGGCCAGCCGGCAGUAAGGAGUGGGCUGGUGUUCUCAGACUCCCACCCCCACCCCCCACCCGCGGACCCAGGACCCAGAACUUUUGGCUCUCACAGACCCACAUCUGGAUCCCUGGCAUCAACUCACAAAUCUGGAUCCUUCCGCUGCCCUUCUCCUGCUUCCCCACCUGCUCCAUGGACUUAAAACUAUGGAGCUUCAAGCAAUAACAAGCAGGGCCUGGCGAGAGGACACAAGGAUGGUGUGUGGUGCCCCCUCCCCCAGAGCAAGGGGACAAGGCCACUGUCCCCAGGGCAUUUGGGGUUCUCCCCUCCUAACCAACACACUCCCAUUCUCUAGUUUAAACCAGUGGAUUAGUUUGAAGCAGUUGGACUCAGUCUGGACAUGGGGAGAAGGGGGGCUUCUCUGGGAAAGUCCAGCAGCUAAAUAUGGGAACAUUAGCCUCCAGAAUUGGGGGUGGGGUGGGGCUGGGAACACUUGACCUCCUGCUCCUCUCCUCUGCACCCCAUCUUUGUGCUUCUAGUUUGUUUCUUUAAUUUAACACAGUGAGUGCUGCGGUUUGCCCACCCAUUCCUAUCUCCCCCCCCCCCAGCUCAGCAGCUCUUUUCCUCCUGCUCUUUCUGUGGGGAGUGGAUGUGGGGUCCCUUUCACCGGCCCCCUUGGGAGGCCUGGGUUGGACUCUCUCCUGCAGCUGGGAGCUGGGCCGCAGCACCUAUCUGAGCAGUUAGAGCAUCUUUCUUUUCAGAUUGUGUACAGUAGAUUAUUUAUUUUGUUAUUUUUGAAUAAAAUUUAUUUUAUGGCUUAGGA
Erinaceus europaeus (western European hedgehog) is the source of this 2922-nucleotide messenger RNA. It is a transcript of the gene NAB2, whose product is annotated as NGFI-A binding protein 2. The record is from RefSeq and is a predicted model, not a curated record. Gene Ontology annotation, biological process: negative regulation of DNA-templated transcription. Bases 35 to 2134 code for a protein of 699 amino acids. Gene Ontology annotation, molecular function: transcription coregulator activity; transcription factor binding. Gene Ontology annotation, cellular component: nucleus. The transcript is spliced from 7 exons. Lineage: Eukaryota; Metazoa; Chordata; Mammalia; Eulipotyphla; Erinaceidae.